This is a messenger RNA of Brassica rapa (field mustard), 2803 nucleotides long. RefSeq names its product cytosolic sulfotransferase 18. Gene Ontology annotation, molecular function: sulfotransferase activity. NCBI's taxonomy places the organism in Eukaryota, Viridiplantae, Streptophyta, Magnoliopsida, Brassicales, Brassicaceae. The record is from RefSeq and is a predicted model, not a curated record.
GUAUUAUUUUUAAGAAGGAGAACAUAAAACAAUUAGCACCAGUGGUCUAGUGGUAGAAUAGUACCCUGCCACGGUACAGACCCGGGUUCGAUUCCCGGCUGGUGCAAAAGAGCUGUGAAGAUUUAGGCUUCAGCGAUGGUUGGGUCCAUCGCAUUCAUCUGAUAUCUUGGAUGUGGAAUUUGCCAUACACUGAGCUCUUCCUUUUUUUAAUUCCUUCUGAACAGUACAAGUCGGUGAUAGACUGAUAGCUGGAGAAAUCUUUAUCAUUUUUCUAAUAUCUUGGAUGUGUAAUUUGCCAUACACUGAGCUCUUGCUUUUUUUUUAUUCCUUUUUUUCUAUCAUUUCUGAACAGUACAAGUCGGUGAUAGACUGAUAGUUGGAGAAAUCUUUAUCAUUUUUGGAUGGAAAUGGCUACUGUGUUGUCGAAUCACUAAUCUUGAUUUCGUAAACACAUACCGUAGCAAACCAAAAAUUGAUUAAUUUUAUUGCGACUGUUUUUUUGUGAUAAAAUAGACUGCAACUGUUAUUUCUUUGACGGACACCAUAGCAGCAUAGAGACUAGACUCUCAUCAUGAGGAGUCCGUCCACUGCAAAGACCUCAUCAGUGUGACAAGGAAGAUCUUGCUUUAAUUAAUAAUUUAAUAACAAGGAUGAUAGACCCGUGCAGAUGCACUAGGCAGAGAGAAUGGUAAUAGCUUAUCUGACAGGAAUCUCUAGGAUUGAGGAUCCGAACCGUAUUUUUGUGUGUACUUCAGAGAGGCAACGAUGAGAGAGCUUUUGCCUCAUAAUCUUAAAUCUUUUGUUUGGAUCAUUUUCUUGAACAAAAUGUAAAAUUAUUCAUCAGAAAAAAAGUUUUUCUUACAACGAAUGCAUCCUUUGUUUAAGAACAACAUUUAGAUCUUCAGAGGUAGGGUAGAGAUAGUGGAUCAUAGCUUAGUUAUGUUCAUCCAAGUUCAUUAUAAGAAGCAGAUUCAGUUUAGUUGUGCGCAAGUGAAGAGUUUAUUUUAAUUAUGGUUGUAUAGAUUACACAGAAAACUACUUAUUUGGGUGAUUUGUUUAUUUUCCAAAUAUAAAUACAUUUAUUACAGGAUAUUAAUACAUCAAAGGAUCAUGAACUUUUCUUUAUCACUUUGGUUCACGUCGGCCGUCCUGAUCUAAUUCAUAAACCGUUCUGAAGAUCCCCUAUGAUCUAGUGCCCCAGGUUAUGACACUUAGAAGGAUAAGUGGCACUUGAGUUCUGAGAUACUAACACGUGGGUAUAAAUACUAGCUUCCAUAGAACUAAACCCAAUCCAAUCUUUGUCCGGACACAAGACAUCACUGUACAGAGAUGCUGUCAAAUUUAAAUUGUGUGCUACUAUUGUUUGUAUAAGAAUCUUUUUUUUUUGUUUGACUAAAUUUUUGCAUUAAAAUAUAAAGGUAGCUAGAAGGCUUUUGUUAGCCCCUUCUAGUGAUUACAAAAUAAAUCAUUUGUAUAAUAUAUUAUCCUCUGUAGGCAUGUGCGUGUAUAUAAAUUCAAAUGAGUCAUCAUUUUGAAUCUGAUUCACCACACCUUCUACAUGGCAUCAGAACAACAAAUCUUCGAUGGAACACAAGAGGAGUCCUCAAAUCCUCACUCUCCAUCCAUGCAUGAACUAGAAGCCUUAACCGACAAGACUAUUCUGAGCCACCAAGACGAGGCCAAGAUAGCGUCAACAGAGUUCGAGAACAUUCAGAAACGGUACCAAGAUCUAAUCGCCAAGCUGCCUCACGCGAAAGGAUGGUUUGAGAAGGCUCCGUUCAUCGGGUACUGUGGUCACUGGAUCAUAGAGCCUCUCCUUGCAGGUUGCCUUCACGCUCAAGACUUCUUCCAAGCACGACCCGUUGACUUUUUCAUCUGUAGCUACCCAAAGUCAGGCACCACUUGGCUCAAAGCCCUAGCUUUCUCUAUCGUCAACCGAUCUCGCUUCGACGAUUCCUCGAACCCUCUCCUCAAACGUAACCCUCACGAGCUUGUUCCCUUCAUUGAGAUCGAAUUUGCUUUCUUUCCUCAAGUUGAUGUUCUCAAAGACAAAGGGAACACUCUCUUUUCGACUCAUAUGCCGCACGGGUUACUACCCGAAUCGAUUUCGAACUCUGGUUGUAAGAUGGUUUACAUAUGGAGAGACCCCAAAGACACUUUCAUCUCCAUGUGGACUUUCUUCCAAAAGCAAAAGUUUGGAAGUGGUCCUCUCAAUAGUCUUGAGGAGUGUUUUGAUAUGUUCUGUCUAGGUUUCUCAGGGUACGGUCCUUAUCUAGAUCAUGUCAUGUCUUAUUGGAAAGCUUAUCAAGAGAAUCCAAAUAAGAUUUUGUUCCUCAAGUACGAGACGAUGAGAGAGGAUCCUUUGCCACAUGUGAAGAGAUUAGCUGAGUUUAUGGGUUAUGGAUUCACAGCUGAGGAAGAGGAGAAAGGGGUUGUUGAGAAAGUUGUGAAUCUUUGCAGCUUCGAGACGUUGAAGAAUCUUGAAGCCAACAAAGGAGAGAAAUAUAGAGAGGACAUUCCUCUUAAUGCGUAUAAGAACAGCGCCUAUUUCAGGAAGGGGAAGGUUGGAGACUGGCAGACCUAUCUGACUCCAGAGAUGGCAGCUCGAAUCGAUGGAUUGAUGGAAGAGAGAUUCAAGGGCACAGGUUUGCUUGAACACUUUUAGUGACCACUUAGUGUUUGGGGGCAAUGACUGAUCCUUGUAUGCUACGUCUACUUACGGCACAAGUUUGCUUAUAAAAUGUAAGAAGACUAAUAAGUUAUAUACUGGAGGAAUAAAAUGUUGUUUCUGUUUUCAUCCAAA